AUCUAGUGGAGGCCCAGCAGCAGAAGGGUCGUGUGUGCCGAGUUUUGUAUCAGAUGAAGUUGCAUUUUAUCUCGAUUUUAUUCGCAGUUUCGGUCACACCGACAUAAUAAUAGAUAUGUGUUGAAAGAAUUCAGAGGACGUCCACUAGAAUGGGGAUCCAGGACCUGAUGAGCUCCCUAGGGGAGAACCCUUACUUCAGUGCCGGCUUUGGUCUCUUUGGCGUGGGGGCCGGAGCCGCAGUGUUGAGGAAGGGAUACAUGGUUGGCCUGAUACUGUUUCGCCGCCACUACAUGACAACGUUGGAAGUUCCUUGCCGAGACAAGUCCUACAGUUGGUUGCUCCAGUGGAUUACACACAAGGGAGCUCGCAAUACUCAGCAUCUCAGUGUAGAGACAAAGUUUCAGCAAAUAGAAACUGGGAAAAUAACGACUCGUCAUGACUUUAUUCCUAGUGUUGGUGAACAUUUCUUCUGGUAUGGUGGUACAUGGCUUAAGGUGGAACGCGCUCGUGAACAACGCACACUAGACUUAGAGCAUGGCACCCCUUGGGAGAAUGUUACAAUUACAGCUUUUGGAAAACAAAAAAAGCUGUUUUCUGAUAUCAUAGAGGAAGCACGUGAUAUGGCAAUAAAGCAGAAUGAGGGGAAGACUAUAAUGUACACAGCCUAUGGUGCAGAAUGGCGACAGUUUGGCAACCCAAGAAAACCACGACCAAUCAGCUCAGUUGUCCUCGAUUGUGGAUUAUCUGACAAGAUCGUCAAAGAUGUAAAAGACUUCAUGGAAAACCCUGAGUGGUAUUCCAGCAGAGGAAUUCCAUACCGUCGUGGUUAUCUUCUACAUGGGCCUCCAGGCUGCGGCAAAAGCUCAUUCAUUACAGCAUUAGCAGGGGAACUGCAGCUUGGCAUUUGUGUCCUUAACCUGAGUGAAAGAGGUCUCACAGAUGACCGCCUGAACCACCUGCUGGCUCUUGCUCCUGAGAAUACCAUAAUUUUGUUGGAAGAUGUUGAUUCAGCUUUUGUCAGCAGGGAAGACACAGCAGAGAUGAAAGCUGCAUAUGCUGGCCUCAAUAGGUUAACUUUUAGUGGGCUUUUGAACUGCCUUGAUGGGGUUGCCUCAACGGAAGCCAGAAUUGUAUUUAUGACUACAAACUAUCCUGAGAGAUUGGAUCCAGCUUUAAUCAGACCUGGCCGUGUUGAUAUGAAAGAAUACAUUGGCUACUGCACACCAUAUCAGCUGGAGACCAUGUUCAGCAGAUUCUAUCCAGAGGAACCACCCCUUUCCGUUCAUGCUUUUUCCCAGGCUGUGAAGAAUUUGGGAGUGUCAGUGAGUGCAGCAGCUGUACAAGGGCACUUCAUGAUUUACAAAGAUGAUCCCCAGGGAGCUGUGCAUAACGUUAUCCAGAUGGCACAAAUUAAAACAUUUAUACCAAAAGAGGAUGAGAAGAUAGAAAACAUGAGAAGUCAGUUUGAUGAAAUAGCAGAGGUUAAGAAGAAUAAGUGAUAAGAUGGAAUUGAAAUGAUGUAUAUAAGGGUGUGUGAAUGUAACUAUGGACCAGGCUUCUAUUUUAUAAAAAGUUGUCACUUGUGCAAUUUGUACAUAUGUAUAUAAAUAUCUGUUAUAAAUUAUCAUGAUCUGUUCUCAAUUGUCAAGAAUUGAAAUAAACACAUGUAUUAUUAUGAAA
Messenger RNA from Penaeus chinensis, 1680 nucleotides. It is a transcript of the gene Bcs1, whose product is annotated as mitochondrial chaperone BCS1-like. The transcript has 10 exons. Bases 150 to 1499 code for a protein of 449 amino acids. Lineage: Eukaryota; Metazoa; Arthropoda; Malacostraca; Decapoda; Penaeidae. Gene Ontology annotation, cellular component: mitochondrial inner membrane. The record is from RefSeq and is a predicted model, not a curated record. Gene Ontology annotation, biological process: mitochondrial respiratory chain complex III assembly; protein insertion into mitochondrial inner membrane from matrix. Gene Ontology annotation, molecular function: ATP binding; ATP hydrolysis activity.